Molecule: messenger RNA, 1938 nt
Organism: Sus scrofa (pig)
Lineage: Eukaryota; Metazoa; Chordata; Mammalia; Artiodactyla; Suidae
Product: cytokine receptor-like factor 2
Biological process (GO): cytokine-mediated signaling pathway
Cellular component (GO): external side of plasma membrane
Molecular function (GO): protein binding; cytokine receptor activity
Source: RefSeq, a predicted model, not a curated record
AGCGCCGUAUCUGAUAAAGUUUCCAGUGAGGUGUGUCUGGUGGGGCUGCAAAAGCCAAUGGCGGGGCUGAAAAAAAAUGAUCCCACACUUUUUCGUUUUUUUUGACCGGAGUCAUCUUUUAACAUAAAGCAUGACUGUUUCCUGUAGUCAUUUCCCGAGUUUCCUUUCUGCCUUUUAAAAGCAGGGUGACCUCUGUACAUCAGUCAUGCUUCGAAGUCCCUUCCAACCUUCUCCCUCCCCUCUGCGAGCAUGAGGUGUGUCUUUCUGCCCUGGGUGACGGCAGCGGUCCUCCUGCUGGGACAUCUGAGCGCCUCGGGAGAAACGGGGCCGGGGGCAUUGCCGCUUCAGAUCAUCAACUUUAAUUUCGAAACCGUGCAGGUGACAUGGAACGCGACGGAAUACUCAGGAGCCAACUGGACGUUCUUCUACAAAUUACGAGACAACGAGGACUACAGAGAGUGUUCCAACUACACCCUUCGACAAGGCUCCACCACCGGGUGCAUCCUGGCCGUAGAAAAAGAUGAACUUCUCUAUUUUUCCAUCAGGCACGGAACAGACUCUCUUCUCGACAAGACACAGUGGAUCAGCAGUUACCUGAAACCCAGGUCCCCGCGGGGGCUGACCUUCCAGUGGCGUCAGGGAGCCGUGACGGUGACGUGCUCUGACCUGCGGUACAGAGGUCUCCUCUAUGAAAUCCAGCACAAGACCACCUUUGACGCCGAGUGGCAGUCCAACGAGGCAAAAACCUGCAAUGUCACCCUCAGCGAUCUGGAUGCUGAGAAGUGCUAUUUCUUCCGGGCCAGAGUGAAAACACUGGAGUCCAGCUACGGCCCUGACACAUACCCAAGCGACUGGUCGCAGGUGAUGCAUCAGCAGCAGGGGAAGCUCAGAGAUUCGUGCCAGGACAAGAGGCUGUCCCCAAAUUUUCUUUUAAUUACUGGUAUGAUCGUCUUCCUGACAGUGUCCCUUCUCUUUCUGUCUUUAUGGAAACUACAGAGGAUUAAGAAGGUCCUUAUGCCCAGUGUUCCAGACCCCAAAUCCACCUUCUCGGGGCUCUUUGAGUCUCACCAAGGAAACUUCCAGGAGUGGAUCAAGGACACCCAGAACGUGACCCACCUGAACAAGACGGAGGAGAGGGAGCAGGCGUGCAUCCUGGAGGAGGCCGUGGUGGUCCAGCUGGCCGAGGCCGAGAGGCCCAAGACAAUGCCGAAUAGCCCCAUGGGCCUGCAGAUGGGGGAGGAAGAGGCUGCCGGGGACCCCUGCCGCCUCCCUCGCCAGCCCCCACAGGGCCGUCAGGUGGCCUCUCUCCAGGGUUUUACUUUUGUGAUGAGUGACAACUCUUAUAUGAUGUUAUGAGGGGGUGCAAACUCAGCAGCCAGCAUCAGAAUCUAUGGGAGGUGGGACCCAAGUGAUGAUAACAGGGGCUCAACAGCAGAAUCCGUCAUGCUGGCGUCUGGGUCCCCCAAUACACUAACUGCCCAGCUGCGGCAUCCCUUUGAAGCUGAUACGUAAGGGCUUGAGGAUCAGCUCUCUAGAGGUGGCAGACUCUUGGUUACACUGGUUGUUGCUCUCAGCUGGCACCUCUUCCGGGUUCACGUAAAUUGUAAGGACAGACGGCCAGGGUACGUGGAAACCACCGUCCUUCCUGCGUGCCCAGCCAGUCCGGGCCAUUUGCCACAUCCCUCAAAAGUGGUUCCUGGAUCCUUAGGUUCUCAGCUCACAUACCCAGCUGGGGAGGCGCGGCACCCCCAAGGAGGCAAGGAAUCCCGCUUGGCCCACACCAGCCAGCCACCCCAUUCUUGCUCCAAAGAGGAAACAAUCCCUAUUGCAACUGCUGAGGCAUUUUGUUAAGCAGACUCUAUUUUAAUUCCUGCAUUGACAUGCUGGACCUGGACGGUGCUUUGCAUCUAAGAGGUAUAUGAAUGUAAAAGCAGUCUA